AUGUCCUUCAUACCUACUCGGCGUCGGCGACCGCAAGAGUUUACCCUUCCCAGUGGGAAAAAGGUAAUCGCAUCUCUUCCGGAAGAUAUUGAUGAAUUACGCAAAAAACAUGGAGAUCGUGACGAUGUCCAGGUCGAGAUUGUCAUCCAUGGAUCACAAGAACAUCACAAAUAUCUUAGAGAAACACGGGAUCAUCAUGAAGGCCGCCGUCAUCACUUUCGUCAAAAACAUGGCCCUGCCUUUGAUGAGUGGGAAGAUAUGCAAUGUCAGCUUGAUCUAGUUAACGGCCACCUGCAACGACUCUCCACCAACACAUCCAAUCUAAAUGCUAAUUUCGACAAGUUUGGCUAUGGAGCUGAAUUGAGGACUUACGAUGAUGAUGAGCCUCCGCCCGGUGUUGACUCAUCCAACAUGUCUACGUCUGAUACACUAUCUGUUGCGUCCAGUGGUAGUCAAUCUCGAUUGGGGGAGACGAUCAAGCUCUUCAAAAAGCCAGUUGUGAAGCAGUGGUUUCACAAAGGUCUACUGUGGCGUGCUUCAGAAAAUACCGAAAUCAUGGCUAUCGAGCUCUUCUUCGAUCUUCUAUACGUCGGUAUCAUUCACGUCAAUGGUGAACACGUCUGGGCAGAACCGACCGGUAAGGAGUUGCUUCGCUUUGCAAUUACCUUUAUUAUGUCGUGGAAGAUCUGGUCAGACAUUACCUUGAUCUUGAGUUGGUUCGAGACAGACGACGUCUUUACUCGGCUUGAGAUUCUGUUCGAGAUUGCAUGUCUCUUGGGAUUCUCAACCAACAUGACCUACGCCUUCUACGAGGGAGAACACAACACGUAUACAAUGCUUGUGUCUUUUUAUGUCGCCGCUAGGUUCAGAGGGAUAGUGCACUUCUUAUAUACGGCUUACCUUCUACCAAUGGUCCGCGGAGUCAUGGUCUGCCAGGCCAUCAACAUCAUUGUCCCUGCAACCAUCUGGAUCGCCAGUAUUCAUGUCGAGAUGCCCUCUCGUCUAGGUCUUAUCUGGGUUGCUAUCGCCCUGGACAUGUGUGGCCAAAGUAUCCUAACCGGACUGUUUCAAUGGGGUCGAACGACUUCACAGCCUAAAAGAUUUGCCAGGUAUCUUACUAGUCUUUUCGAAUUCUUUCCAGCCGUCAACAUCGAACAUCGGGUCGAGCGGACCAACGCUUUUGUCUCUUUAGUAUUUGGGUACUCUGUCAUGGGCCCCAUGUUCCAGAGCCAUGGAGGUUAUGCAGUUGAUGUGUUCCUGGGUAAAGCUGUUCUUGGGCUCUGCCAGGCUUUUGUCUUUAACUGGAUUUACUUUGAUGUUGAUGGAAGCAACAUUAACGUACAUGCCAUUAGGCGGGCCGUAUAUACCUCUUCGAUAUGGCACUAUGCGCAUCUUCCUUUCAUCAUGAGUUAUAUCCUUGCGUCUGCUGGAUUGUCCAAACUCGUUCUGGUUGCCGACACUCCUGGAGCGAACCCUGAACACUUGACAGAUCACUAUAUUGAGCGCGCAGAGCCUGAAAUUGCCAAUGGUAUCAGGUACUUCUACUGCCAUGGUCUUGCUAUCGCAUUGUUCUUUAUGGGAGUCAUAUCAGCCUGCCACGACCACCGCCAUCCAGCAACUCGACGUUUGUCCAAAAAGACUCGGUUGGCCAACCGAACGCUUGUGUGCAUUAUCUUGUUCUGUCUUCCCUUGGCUACGAGUCUCAACUCUUUGAAUCUUAUAUCCAUCACGCUGGGUUUGACCAUCUGGGUCCUGCUUCUGGAGCUAUUUGGUAAAUCGUGCCGCAGUGACCCUUUUAUUGGUGAAAAGAAAGGGUGCACGGUGCGGUAUAAGUGCAAGUGCAGUAAGAAGGAUCUUGAAAAUGCGAAUUUGGAUGAGAAGGCCAAGACUGUUUCAGCGGAAGUGCUCGAGCUAGGACCUAAAGAGAAAACUGCGGUGGCUGAUGUACAGGACUGA
Molecule: messenger RNA, 1956 nt
Organism: Fusarium poae
Lineage: Eukaryota; Fungi; Ascomycota; Sordariomycetes; Hypocreales; Nectriaceae
Exons: 4
Coding region: 1-1956 (651 amino acids)
Source: RefSeq, a predicted model, not a curated record